AUGGCUCGUGGACAUCAAAAGGCUCUAUCCCAACAGAGGAACGCUGAAAAGACAGCUAAAGCCAAGAAGGCAGUGGGAAGCGAUCAAAAAACCGCAGCGAUGAAGUCACUCCAUCAUAAGUGCACCGUAUGCAUGAGCAUGAUGCCGGAUCCAAAAACCUACAAACAACACUUUGAGAGCAAGCAUCCAAAGAGUCCCAUGCCACCAGAGUUGGAAGGAGUCCAAGCCUGA
Molecule: messenger RNA, 231 nt
Organism: Caenorhabditis briggsae
Lineage: Eukaryota; Metazoa; Nematoda; Chromadorea; Rhabditida; Rhabditidae
Exons: 3
Coding region: 1-231 (76 amino acids)
Source: RefSeq, a predicted model, not a curated record